Messenger RNA from Artibeus jamaicensis (Jamaican fruit-eating bat), 523 nucleotides. RefSeq names its product translocase of inner mitochondrial membrane 8 homolog B (gene TIMM8B). NCBI's taxonomy places the organism in Eukaryota, Metazoa, Chordata, Mammalia, Chiroptera, Phyllostomidae. The record is from RefSeq and is a predicted model, not a curated record. The transcript has 2 exons. The coding region runs from base 49 to 300 and encodes 83 amino acids.
CACUGCACAUGCGCACACUUGCUGGAGGUCGUGAGCACCCCGAGGACAAUGGCGGAUAUGGGUGAAGCGGACCAAGCCGAGUUGCAGCGCCUGGUGGCUGCCGAACAGCAGAAGGCGCAGUUCACUGCACAGGUACAUCACUUCAUGGAGCUCUGCUGGGACAAAUGUGUGGAUAAGCCAGGAAAUCGCCUUGACUCUCGCACUGAAAAUUGUCUCUCCAGCUGUGUGGAUCGCUUCAUUGACACUACUCUUGCCAUCACCAAUCGGUUUGCCCAGAUUGUACAGAAAGGAGGGCAGUAGGCCAUUCCCCUGGAGAAUGAUGGAAGCAGCAAAGGACUUAAGCAGACUGAAGGGCCAGUGGGGGCAAAUUGUCAACCCACUGUCAGGUCAACUUUAGGCUAAUACCAGCCAAGCCUGUUGGUGCUAAAAAGUAACAGAUCAAAUGUUCAAAAGUGAAAUUUAUUUAGAAUUCACAAUUCCCUAUUGUAUCACAAAAGUUAUUCAAUAAAUGUGAAUUCCCCAA